Biomphalaria glabrata is the source of this 5164-nucleotide messenger RNA. RefSeq lists its product as uncharacterized. Gene Ontology annotation, cellular component: external side of plasma membrane. The transcript is spliced from 13 exons. Bases 96 to 2306 code for a protein of 736 amino acids. The record is from RefSeq and is a predicted model, not a curated record. Gene Ontology annotation, biological process: T cell costimulation; cell surface receptor signaling pathway; immune response. NCBI's taxonomy places the organism in Eukaryota, Metazoa, Mollusca, Gastropoda, Planorbidae.
UCAUCCGUUACAUAUAAACAUCGUUCUUAUCUUCACUCAUAUUCUUCUCAUUCAGGAGGUAGCCCUAUAGUUCUAAGGCUUUGAAUCAGAAUAAAAUGAGGAUCCUUUUUUGUGUGUUUCAAUUAUUAUUACCCAUUGCCUUGAAGUUUCAGAUUUUGCGAUCUCAAAGAAUACAUUUAUCCAUAUCCAAAUGUCAGCUUUUCUACUAUGAUGGUGAUACUGUUGAGCUUCAAGCAUUUCUGAACACAUCUGGAACUGACCAAUCUUCAUGGCCAUUGGACAACAUUGUCUUACAAUCAUCCUACUCACGGUGUACUGUAAACAUCACAAAAGAGGGAUGUGAUCUUCACAAUUCAUCUUUAUGUGGUUACUGUGAUCGUCAAGUGAAUAAUGGAUAUUACAUCAAUUUUUUUAUGACUUUAGAGAGAAACAAUACGGGUUAUACAAUCUUUUGGUAUGGAAAUAAUGACACGUUUACUAUAGAUUUUGCUUAUUUUUCGCCAAUCUCAAAUAAAGACCCAUUUGAUAGAAGAUAUUUCAUUGGAUGGACCGUACACACACUCUUCCUGUACAACAAUCAGAGUCGAUCAUUUGAUUUGAAAUAUGCUCAGCAUAUUAUUCUUUUCAAUUACCAUCAAUAUAAAUAUUUAUAUAUUGGAACUAACGAAGGAAUAUUUACUUCCAUGAAUCAGUCAGAGGAUACUUUAUAUCAACCACUGAUACUUUUAACUGGAAUUUCUGGAAACUGUCAAUAUAUGUGUCAAUCAAUAGCUGACAUGUUAAAUCUACAAAAUAUGUACACAACAGUGACGUCGAAUAUCAGAGAUAACACAUUUACCAUCAAAUUCUACAAUAUUUCAAAAUCAGUCGCUUACUUCAGUUCGAUUGAACCUAGACAUCUGUCUCAGGUACAGACCUAUUCUGCAUUUCAUUACUACAACGAAGAGCUUCAAUCUCUGACAGUUACAUUCAACAACAUGAGUGACCUAAACAGUUUUUCUUUUUAUUUUCCAUUUAAUAUUUAUUCAUGCGUCAACAAAAAUAUUUGGAACUUUUCUCAACCAAAUAUCAAGCUAGCAGACGACUGUCCAAAAGGACCUUCUGUCAAGAAUGGUCUCAUUAGACGUUGGACAGACGCCACUUGCAAAUGUCUUCUUCUCGAUUCGGUCUUCCCUUUUACAAGUGUCCAGUGGUAUGAUCAGAAUGGUAAGCCAAUUGGUAGCCCUGGCGCUUACAGCGAUUUAACUAUUUUCACUUUAAAAGAGAAGACAUCUCCGUACACUUGCAGUUCAACGAUAUUUAGCGACAUCACUAAAGGAGUUACAUUUAUCCCAAAAGUGUAUGAUGUCCCACGUGUUUUAGAAUUUACAGUGAAUGGCCAGAAAUCUGUUAAUUUAAAUUUUGGUGAUAACGUCACUUUCUACUGUGAAGUCAAGUCAACAGAUCCGCCAUCUAAAGCUGUGCUUCUAGCUAGUGGUCUGGGAUCAAUCAAAGAAAUUAUUUCCAACAACGAGACUUUAGAGUUAUCUCUCCCCGACUUACGGUGUGAGGAUUCUGGGAGAUACAACUGUACAGGGCGGAAUGGGUUUGAAGACAACGUGACGUCAUAUCCGGAUUAUGUCGACAUCAAUAUUAAGUGUCCUUUCCAAUUAAACAAGAACAACAAUAUCUCUCGAACGACAACCAUUUCUCCAGACGAGAACACAGUUUUCACUUUUGAAGUCUACGGCUAUCCGGAGCCAACAGAAUAUGUUUUAAAAACAGAAACUGGAAAAACGUACUCAACAGUGGACUCUAAUCAGUACCAAGUAUCAUACACAAGAUUAACCCCUCCAUUUGGUUUAAUUACUUUGAUAGUCUAUGACGCCAACACAAGGGGCUUAAUCACGUACGUCUUGACUGUCACAAAUGCAGAAGGUGAAAUAAAUAUUAAAAUUCAAGUUAACAAAGAACCGCAAUCGGCAGGUAGAAGUUCGGGUGCUAAUUCAGCAGACGUUAUAGGUGGAGUCAUUGGAGGAUGCGCUGUUUUAGUUCUUAUUGUAAUUUUAAUUAUUUUGGCAUUCAGAAGUAGGAAGACAUUUUCUGACUGUAUGCAUUCUAAAGACAAAAAGCAAGAUACUCCCAUGGCGGCCAAUGAGCAUGAACCCGAACAUAAAGAUGAAGAAAAUGUUUACGACAUCUCAUUGGAGAAUAACGUAGACUAUGUCGUUAAGUAUACUUCAUUCCAAAAUGCAGUUUUUCUUCACGAUUCCAGUACAAAUACAAACUCUGCAUUAGAGUCGGAAAAAAAACGUUUCAGCUUAUAAAGAACAUUAUUACACAAAUCCUAAGGAGAGUCCAAUUAGUGGUACCUUGCAUGAUGUAACUAAUGAGGUCAACGCUGAAAUUAAAAACAAUCACACCGAUUGUCUAUUGAAAGAGAAAGUUCCAUCUCAUUUGGAAGAAGAUUGUUCCAUUGAAGCUACUCAAGAUCAUCCAACUGCUGGAUGGCAGGAUACACUUCCUUCCCCUGACAAUGGUAGAGAUCAUUCCAAUGCUUUGGAGCAAAAUAAUGUAACGCUUGUGUGAACUAAAAAAAUCAUUAUUUAACAGAGACAUAUAAUGUAUGCUUGCCCUGAAUGUGGCAAAAUAUGUAGGUCACAGAUGGGACUGCGCAUCCACGGGAAAAUACUGCAUUCUUCAUUAAUCUUCGGACUCGAAGACUAGCCUUAUAAUUAUUAUUAUUAUAAUGUAUUAGAAUCCACUAAUCAUAACUACAGUACGCAAUUAAUUUAAUAAGUAGCCUGCCUUGAAUUGGUUCAACACUAUUUCAUCAUGAAAAAUAAUAAUAAUAUUAUUGAAUUUACAUAAAAUCCAGUGGAAGUUAGCUAACAGUUGUUAGUGAAUCUCUAGAGCACUGCCAUGAAUUCAUUUCUCUGUAACAUUUCUUUGUAAAUCAUAUUUUCUUGAUGAUACUGUUAGUCGUCAAUCAUUUAUUUUAAUACUUCAUUAUUUUCAUGAAGUCUUUCUAGUGUGACAUAUUUUCAUGAAGUCUUUCUAGUGUGACAUAUUUUCAUGAAGUCUUUCUAGUGUGACAUAUUUUCAUGAAGUCUUUCUAGUGUGACAUAAUGUAGAAUCUAGCUCUAGUCUAGUAUUUUGCAUGUUUAUUUCAUAAGCAUUCUAUAAGACGGUUCGCAAAAUGUUCAGAUAUGCCUUUUUUUUUUCAAAUCCUUGUUGAAUAUAAAUACACAUUUGUGUCGAAUGCUCAUUUGUCACUGAAGCUCUCAACACAAAACGUCAAAAAAUAAUUUUCAUUGAUGAAAAUUAUAACUGUAAAAUCAAAGUUUCACUGUGUGCCCAAUUACAUAAACUGUUAAUUUUCCAAUAACCUCUUACUUUCCUAAAUACAGGUAGAGAUUGUAAGUUAAUAUUCCUAUUUGUUAAAUGUUGUUUUAACAUCUGUAGUUAUUAAUGAGAGUGUUUAAAAAAUGACCUUUUGAAUAAUGUUUUACUUGAAAAUUAUUCUAAUAUGCAAUUACAGGCCCUUACUACAUUGCAAAUACAACCGAUUUGUUCCUUGAAAAGAUAAGAUACCCCACAGAUUUAGAUUAAGGCUUUGAGGAUCACCGCCGAAAAAAAAAUAUUCGGAAAAUAAUAUUUAAAAAAAAAACCUCAUUUGUAAGUGAUACAUUUUGUUCAAUAGGCAUAUUUGUAACUUUGUUUUGUUACAGAACUAUAAUUCAAAGCUCUAAAAAAAAUAAAUUCAGAAGUAGGAGGAGAAAUUAAGUGGACUAAUUAGAUUUUACUGUAAUUUUUUUUUUAUUUAUUUUUUUUUUUUCAUUUUUAGGAUUCAAGUAUAUAUUGUGAGGUAUAGUACCAAAUUAAUUCAUGCAAUAGAAAAAUAUCAGAUUGAGUAAAGGUUGGAAAAAGGUGACUAGGAAAAGAAUAUGUGGGUUCAGAACUGAUCGCAAUUGUUGCUCUUACACUAAAAAUUUCGAAUGAAUUCUAAAUUUACCUAAAUAAAGUCUUUCUUAAAAUAAUUGAUUAUAUCAUGUGCAAUUACAUAAACUCUGUCGCUAUAUUUGAAUAUUCUGUUUUAAAACGUGAUGUUUUUUAUAAUUUUUGCUGAUUGCAUUUGUCAUUAAAGAAUAGGGGUGGGGCGACUCGAUAUAAGAAUUUAAUUUAUAGCAUAUAUAAAUUAUAUAAGUGACACAUUUUUAUUAUUUUGUAAUUUCUUAAAACUUAAAUACAAAAAAGUACUGGUUUGUCCGAUGGAUGAAGGACUAUUGUAUGUAUCGCCCCUGCCCCCUGGUACAACCCUUUAUCUUUUACUAAUGAUAUAAUUUGAGAUUAGACUGUGUGUACGGCAUAAUAUAUAAAUGGGUUCAAAUAUCAAUAUGUAUCUUAUAUUAUAAACAUAUUCAACUAAUUUUGUUCACAAACUAUGCUUUCUCCAUAAAAAUAGGAGGGCUAGAGUGGGGAGGGCAGUAGAAGCCAUCGACCCCACCCCCACCCCCCACCUCACCGAAUCGGCCAAGAUACCAAUAGUGUAGCGACAUAGUAUAAAAAUGAUAUAGUAAUUCAACUAAUUUUGUUCACAAACUAUGAUUUCUCAAUAAAAGUACGAUUUCCCCCCCCACACACACACACACACUCAAAGGGCUUAGGUGGAAAGGACAGUAGAUGUAUUCGAUCCCCCUUACCCACCCAAUCGGCUAACAGGGGGAAUAACAUAAUAUAAAGGUCGGGGAGGUGGAAUUGAUGCCAUUGCCAUCCCACCAAAUCGGCCAACAUACUAGAGGAGGGGCGAAAUAAUCUAUAAAUUGGUUAAAAUUUAAAUAAUUAGUAUAUAUUAUUAACAUAACUAAUGCAUUCGUAUACAAAUUAUGUGAUUAAGCGAACUGAUUACUCCAUAUGUCCCUCAGAGAGCACUGUGCUCAAUGGACUCAUCACUUCUAGUGGUGCCACGUUUCUCCCUCAAAAGCUACGGUCUUCGGGCUUUUUGCAGUGCACGGCCCAAAGGUUUGUAACUCACUCCCCAUUGAUCUCAGACAGACAACGUUACACUACUCUCAAGAAGAACAUUAAGACCUACAUGAAUAAAACUUUUUUAGAUUAGUUUGUCAUUUUAGCUCUCGUGUUUGUGUUUGUAAUGUUAUUACAGUGCCUUAAUUCUACAUUUUGU